Molecule: messenger RNA, 4909 nt
Organism: Sinocyclocheilus anshuiensis
Lineage: Eukaryota; Metazoa; Chordata; Actinopteri; Cypriniformes; Cyprinidae
Product: N-acetylglucosamine-1-phosphotransferase subunits alpha/beta-like
Exons: 21
Coding region: 181-3903 (1240 amino acids)
Biological process (GO): N-glycan processing to lysosome; carbohydrate phosphorylation
Cellular component (GO): Golgi apparatus
Molecular function (GO): UDP-N-acetylglucosamine-lysosomal-enzyme N-acetylglucosaminephosphotransferase activity; calcium ion binding
Source: RefSeq, a predicted model, not a curated record
CUGAGCGUGGUAUCAUCACCUGAUCACUACCAAUGAGGAACUACAGCGUUUGAUUGUUGAGCAUGCGAUCAUGUGACAGUAUGUGUUAGUGUAAUGAAGCUAUUUUUAAUUUCACCAAAGGAAACAUGUGUCCUCAUUAAUUGUUUAUGGAGGAGGAGAUGUUGAUGGCCGGGGAGAGUCAUGUUGAUCAUUAAUUCGGUGCUUAAACUGCUGCAGCGGCAGACAUACACCUGUCUGUCUCAUCGCUAUGGUCUGUACCUGUGCUUCGGAGGACUAGUCCUCAUGAUAGUGUCUGCUUUUCAGUUUGGAGAGGUUGUGGUAGAGUGGAGUCGAGAUCAGUACCAUGUUUUGUUUGAUUCCUACAGAGAUAAUGUUGCAGGAAAGUCCUUUCAGACGAGGCUUUGCCUACCGAUGCCCAUUGAUGUGGUUUACACCUGGGUAAACGGCACAGACACAGACCUGCUGAAGGAUCUUCGUGCUGUGAGACAGCAGCUGGAAGACGAACAGAAGGCCUUGAGGGAGCGUCUUGGAAAAAAUGCAUCUGAAAUAACUGAAGCUCCUAAGGGAAGGCCAGAAUGUCUGCUGUCUCACUGCAUCAUGGGUCCUGUGCUGGUGCUGGAUCCAUCCCUUCCUGCCAACAUCACAUUGAAGGAGCUGCCAACACUUUCAGUAGCAUUCUCCACUGCAAAACAAAUCUUACAGGUGUCCAAACCUCUCCACCCCUCCUCAAGCGUGUCUGUUCUUCUCUUCCACUCCCACAGUGAAGCUGAAAAAGCCCAUACAGAUGCUUUGAAGGAUGCAUUGACACACUCCAUCAGCAGAGGUUAUCUGACGACUGAUAAGGAGGCUCCGGGGCUGGUCCGCAUGCAAACUCUGGCCUACUUGAGCGGGUUCCCAGCGUCACUGAAGGAAACUGAGCAGCUCAGGGUCAAACUACCAGCUGUGGUGACCAGUAAAAUCAAACAGUUGCAGCUGUACUCGGAGGCCAGUAUUGCUCUUCUCCACCUAAACACAGUGCAGGAUUUUACUGACCUCACCCAGCAGGCCAAGAAGAACCUGACGUUGGAAGGAAAAGAGCUCACAGUCAGUCCGGCAUACCUGUUCUGGGACCUUAGCGCCAUCUCACAGUCUAAACAGGAUGAGGAUGUUUCUGCCAGUCGCUUUGAAGACAAUGAGGAGCUGCGUUAUUCACUACGUUCUAUUGAAAAACACGCACCAUGGGUGCGGCACAUCUUUAUCAUAACCAAUGGACAGAUACCGUCUUGGCUAAACCUAGAUAACCCACGUGUUUCAGUGGUUACUCACCAGGACAUUUUUCAGAACCAGACCCACCUGCCUACAUUCAGUUCUCCUGCCAUAGAGACUCACAUUCACCGAAUCCCAGGACUCUCUCAAAAGUUCAUCUACCUCAAUGAUGAUGUCAUGUUUGGCAAGGAUGUGUGGCCUGAUGACUUCUACAGCCACUCUAAAGGUCAAAAGGUGUAUCUCACCUGGCCUGUACCAAACUGUGCUGAGGGCUGUCCAGGCUCCUGGAUCAAAGACGGCUACUGUGACAAGGCCUGCAACAACUCUGCAUGUGAUUGGGAUGGAGGAGACUGUCAAGGCACUGCAGGCAGCAGUCGUUUUGGAGGAGUGGGCGGUGCUGUGAUUGGAGGUGGGCAGCCUUGGCAGUUCGGCGGUGGUCUCGGAGGAUUGGGGGGCGUGUCCUUCUGUAACCAAGGCUGUGCUAACUCUUGGUUGGCUGAUAAAUUCUGUGACCAGGCGUGCAACGUUCUUGCAUGUGGGUUCGAUGUCGGUGACUGCGGACAAGAUAACUUCAACCAAUUGCACUGUGUCGUCCUUCGGAGGAACCAAACGCUUUACACCCUGCCUCAGGGAGAGCUCCAACCGUAUUUUAGCUUCUCAGGCCUGGCUAACCGCGUGUCCGAGGCACAGGUCGCUGAUAACCCAGCGCUCCGUCACACUUCUGUCGCCAACAAAUGGAAGACCAUCCACCUGCUGCUGCUGCCUGGACACAAUGCCACUCAGAUCCACUACAACAUCACCUUUCAGAGUGCCAAUAACCACGACUUCACCAUGACUUUCUCUGUAGCAGUGGAUACCAGAGAGCUCCCCAAAUCAAACGUAUCCGAUCCGGUGCAGGAGAAAGACGAGGAGCCCAAACUGACCGUGGUGACCCCAGAACCAGUGGUCAUGUUUGAAAAGGUUCCCAAAGAAAAACAAGGCCCAAGAGUUAGAGAGAAAGCCCAUGGCGGUGUAGAGAUUGUACAGGUGCCUGCGUUAAAUGAAUCUCUUUUGCCUGAGGAAGUGAAGCUUGAGUUACAGAAGCUGAACGAGAAGCUAAUAUUAGGUGACAUUACUAUUAAAGGCUUUAAUUUGACCAAAGCAGUGCUGCUGGGGCCGUACAAAGACAAAGCUAAGCUUUUACUAAACAAUAAAGACUCUGAAAAACAAGACCAGGACAUACAAGCAAAACACUCGAAUGAAGACCAGAAGCCUCCUGUAAUCAGUCAACAUCAGGAUGAAAGAGCAGUGAGGGUGAAACAAGCAAAUGAAGAUGAGGAAAGAAACAAACACUCUGAAUUGGAACCAGGUGUUGCUCUGUCUCUUGUCCCAGUUCAGAUUGAUGGUGUUACACCGAAGGCUCAAUCAAGAUUGUUUGGCAUAGAGAAACCCCUCGCAUCUAAGCUUCUCAGCACCCUGAUGGGGAACUUGUCUAAAGAGAGAGAUUCAGAAAAUGAAGCCCACCUCCGCGGGCGGCCAGUGGGUCGUAAACUCCAGUAUUACACCUCCAGCUUGGACCGGGGUUUCCUUCCAUGGGAGAAGAGGAAGUUCUUUCAGGAUCUGCUGGAGGAAGAGGAGCGUCUACAGAGUGAACUGCAGUAUGCAACUGACGGGUCGGCCACUGGACGCAGGUUGCGGGACACUUUUGCUGAUUCACUCCGCUAUGUCAACAGACUCUUGAAUGCUCAGUUCGGCUUCACUUCCCGCAAAGUGCCCGCCCACAUGCCUCACAUGAUUGACAGACUCAUCAUGCAGGAACUACAGGACACCUUCCCUCAGGAGUUUGAUAAGACCUCGUCCCACUGUGUGCGUCACUCAGAGGACAUGCAGUUUGCAUUUUCUUAUUUCUACUUCUUGAUGAGUGCGGUGCAGCAGCUCAAUAUAUCUGAAGUGUUUGAUGAAAUUGACACAGACCACUCUGGCGUGCUCUCUGAUCGUGAGAUUCGCACGUUGGCCACGCGUGUCCAUGAACUCCCCUUAAGCCUUCAGGAUUUGACCAGUCUGGAGCAGAUGCUUAUAAACUGCUCAAAGGCUCUUCCAUCCAACCUCACGCAACUCCAUACUGUCAGCCCCACCCAGGAGGCCUAUUACGACCCCAGCAUGCCGCCCGUCACAAAAGGUUUAGUAAUCCACUGCAAACCCAUCACAGAGAGGAUCCACAAAACCUUCAAGGACCAGAAUAAAUACAAAUUUGAAAUCAUGGGCGAGGAAGAGAUCGCCUUUAAGAUGAUACGGACCAACGUCUCCCAUGUGGUGGGGCAGCUCGAUGACAUCAGGAAGAACCCUAGGAAGUUUAUCUGCCUGAAUGACAAUAUUGACCACAGCCAUAAGGACGCCAACACAGUCAAAGCUGUACUGAGGGACUUCUAUGAGUCAAUGUUCCCGUUGCCCUCUCAGUUUGAGCUGCCCAGGGAAUACAGAAACCGUUUCCUCCACGUGACAGAGCUGCAGGAGUGGCGAAUAUACAGGGACAAGCUGAAGUUCUGGACCCACUGUGUGCUGGUGACGUUAGUCGUCUUCACUGUCAUAUCGUUCUUUGCUGAGCAGCUGAUCAUAUUGAAACGGUGGCUUUUCCUCAGACGCAGGGUCAGCAAGGAUGCGACCCCCGAGCGGGUGUGAGGUUAUUCCUCUCUCAGAGGUUGUUGUGUGAAUAUGAAGUACCACAGCUGUACUUCUGUUAAUGCCGUCAGAUAAAAUUGCCCAUUUAGAGGUGACUGGGUGAAGUUGAUGAAGAAACUUCGAAGUGCAGGCCUCCUCCACAAAGGGGCAUUAGUGAGACACACUGCGGCCCUCGAGGCAAGUGACUUUCUCUCAGCCUGCGAUCACACUCCAGGUUGCGUAUUGAAUGUGAACUGAACUCAAUGGCCCAAAUUGAGUGUGUUGCCAUAUUACCUUACAUGUUUAAAUUGUAUUAAUUAGAAUUUUAAUUUAUAAGGGAAUGUCAAGGGUAAGGGUUGUUGUUGUCCUUGCAGUGCCUUUCUUUUCCACAUGAAUGAAAGUAGUGGAUUCUAAUGCGCGGCUGGAACUCUUGGCCUUGCGUUUGGCUUUUUGCAUUUGUCUUAAUCUGUCACUCUUGUUUAUUCCAAAGUGGCACAACAUCUCCAGGAGCAUAUUUAAAACCGAAUAGCAAUCCUGAUACUUGUAAAUUUGGGCAAGGAUCAUAAAAAUGAGCCAUUUCCUUCUCUUUCUAUUUUUAACUGCAUGUCGUUUUUGCUUGAAGUCCUUCACGUGAUUGUCUCUUAGUGGGACAUUAAAUACUGACUUUGUCUGAAAUUCAGAUGCCACCGCCUGUGGCCCUGGUGUGUAUUAAUUAACUCCUCACCUUCACUUGUCUUUUAAAGGGAAUCGUUUUUUGGCUUGCUCAAACGUUGCAACUACUGACCCCAAACCUUUGCAUAAUGCUGUUCUGGGAUGAAUUUCCCUGUUUACUUUUAUUUAUUAUGUUAGAAAAGACAUAAUUGUAAUGUACAAGCAUAUCUUUGUUUUAUUUUGGAAAUGUAUGUUGCUAAAAUUCUGUCAAAAUACACUUCUUUUAGGUCUUUAAAUUACACUGACAAUUUACCACUUUUGUGUCAAUUGUAAAUUCAACCAGGUGCCUAAUUUGAUAAUGAAAUAAGAACAUAAU